Messenger RNA from Danio rerio (zebrafish), 1573 nucleotides. It is a transcript of the gene fance, whose product is annotated as FA complementation group E. Gene Ontology annotation, cellular component: Fanconi anaemia nuclear complex. Gene Ontology annotation, biological process: interstrand cross-link repair. Lineage: Eukaryota; Metazoa; Chordata; Actinopteri; Cypriniformes; Danionidae. The record is from RefSeq and is marked provisional.
AUGGACCGGACAGCCCUUUUGCAGCGUUUUGACGCACGGUCGCGGUUGUUGGUUCACGCUCUGCAUUUAGGAGCAGAAGGAGCUAGAAAAGCACAAAUGGUUUUCAAUAAACAGCGCAAAUGUGAUCCACAUUUCUCACUCACUCCAUUUUUGGAGAGUUUGUGCCAACAGGAAGCAUGUCUGCACGAGGACGCGCUUGUUUUGAAACCUUUGGCUUGUGUUUUCUCGGAUGUAUUUAAGCGGAAUCUGCUGUGCUUUUUGCACCUGAUUCACCCUGGAUAUCCUAAAGACCGUGUUCUCCAUCUGCUCCAGUGUCUGUCUGAGGAGGACGGGGGAAAUCAGUGGGCUUCUGCCUUAAUCACGCAGCUCAAAAGAGAUGUUGAGGGGGCUAGGAAAGGGACGCUCCUGUCCUCAAACUGUACAGAAACACUAAAGAGUCUCUGUGGAAGAUUUCGGGGUACUGAUGUACAGGGAGGGUGGACAUCUUGUUUUGAGGCCCUGGAAGCAAAGGGUGAAGAAACAGACAUGUCAGUUUUAUGUCAGAAAAAACGGAAAAGCGACAAACUGGAUCUUGAUGGAGAUGCACAGAAAGAUCCUCAAAGUAAAAAGGUAAAAAUGGAUUUCUCUUCAAGUAAAGAUGAAGAGGGAAUGAUUGAAGAGGAGGAAGCUGAAAUCAGAAGAUCACAGAUGGAUCAGAGCGCUGGCUCUGUGUCACAGGCUCGAUCUGAUCUGUUAGGCUCUUCAAAAAACUUGCCAGACCACAUGAAGGCUGCUCUUCCUGUCAUUAAAGAAUUAUUAGAUGCAGAGUCAGAGUGGGAUGACAGCUCUGUAUCGGCUCUGAAAGUACUCCAUGAAUGUGACCCCAAUGAGGUGGAGGUCUUGUGUUCAGUGCUGUGUUUGUCUGAAGUGUCUGAGCAGCGUUUGCCUCAGUUUUGUAGCUGUCUGCUGAAACUGACCCCUGACCUCAGUCACAGCACCGCUUCAGCUCUCAUCACACACCUGCUGCUCAAAAAGAUUCUGUCCCUUGCAGAACCGGCCUCUCGCUGUUUGGUGACGGCUGUAACGUCUCUCUGCUCUCGUUACCCCAGACCCACAUGCCAGGCUCUGAUAGAGCCACUGUUACAGAAAGGUCAACUUGGAAGCGCCCAGGCAGAUUUGCUCUGUAGGCUGGUGAUAGACUGCCUUGAGCCUCAUCACAGGCUUCUUGUAUUUCGGACAGCACUCGGAGCGUCGUGGGAUGAGGGUGUUUUAUCAGUUAUUCAUGCGCUGCUGGAUUCAAAGCUUGAGUUGAGUCAAGAGGAUUUCUGUCUCUUCGCUGAGCAUCUUUGCAGCCAGUCUCCACAUUUCAGCAAAUCGAUGAAGUUUGCCAAGAUGCUGCUGAGCGUCCUGACCAAGUAUCAGUCAAAUGUGAACCCUGCAUGCCACCACACACUUUCCAGUGUCUUGUCUUUCAAUGAAACCUUCCUCAAGAAAUCACUGCAGGCCGCAUUAAAACGGAUUUCCUUUUAAAUCAAAUGAUUUAGAUGACACUUUCAUGCAGAAGUUCCAGUUGGUUUGAUGGUGUUGUUUUGCA